Molecule: messenger RNA, 518 nt
Organism: Olea europaea var. sylvestris
Lineage: Eukaryota; Viridiplantae; Streptophyta; Magnoliopsida; Lamiales; Oleaceae
Product: microtubule-associated protein 70-4-like
Exons: 4
Coding region: 54-479 (141 amino acids)
Biological process (GO): cytoskeleton organization
Molecular function (GO): microtubule binding
Source: RefSeq, a predicted model, not a curated record
GUAACUAGUCCGUUUCUUUGCAUUAGAAAGCAGGACAAAAGAUAACAAAGAAAAUGUCUGUGUUGAAGGAACUUGGUGAAGAACUCUCUCUUUCACAUCCAGACCCUGUUGUCCUUGAGCUCAACAGGCUCAACAACCUACUCAAAGAGAAGAAUGGGGAAUUGAAGAAGGCUCAAUGUGAAUUCAGGGCACUGAGAGCAACUGAAGUCCUCAAGGAUAAGGCAAUGGAACAGUUCAGGAGCGAAGUGAUAAGAUUGGAAGAAAAGCUCAGUGUCACUGAAAAUCUUCUUGAACAAAAGAAUCUUGAUAUCAAGAAACUUGCUGAUGAGAAGAGAGAAGCAUUGACUGCACAAUAUGCGGCAGAGGCGACUCUUAGAAGGGUGUAUGCAAAUCAAAAGGAUGAUGAUUAUGUUCCUAUUGAAUCAAUCAUAGCUCCUCUUGAGGCAGAACUUAAAAUGUAUAAGAAUGAGGUAAAUUAGAUGGAGAUAUACAACAUCUGUACUGUACUCUUGCUAGCC